UGCCUUUACCUAUGCUGUUGGUUUAUUGCCUCCAAAUUUAAACUGUAGAUAUUCUAAUAUAAAAAUUGUUUCACUUCACUGGUAGCAUGGAAACUAUUGGUACCAUUCUUCCUUGCCCAUUUAUGGAACUAACUACCUCCUCCUCAGAGCAUGUAAUCAAAUCUACAAUGCCAUGCUCCUAAAUGGAGUUCCCAGCUGCCUUUUUUGUGGCUUUGUUGAACAAAAAAGCCAGAAGUCUUUUGUGUGUGUUCAGAGACAUCAAAAGUGGUUUCAUGUAGGCACUUUUUUUUUUUGUUAAUUUAGAUCUUUAUUUAAGGGAAAUAUCUUAAAAGCUUCCUUCUGUUUCUCUGUCUCAAGUUAAACACACAAAUAACAAAGCUUUUAAUACAGUGUGAAUAAAAAUUGCUUUCCUUUUCAAUAAGGUUUCACUUCCAGUGUCAUCCAGUAAGUGCUCUAGAUCUUUAUGGAAGUGCCUAAGGCAGUGUUCUCAAUGACCAGUCUGUGGACUGGCUCUGGUUUCAGAGAUCUCCCUAACACAAUUUAGGAAGGCAGCAAGCUGGUCCCUGGUAUCAAAAAGGUUGAUAAAUGGUGAUCAAACGUACACAGAACCUGACUUCCUAACUUUUAAAAAGCAAUUUUUUAAUUUGUCUCAGGCCUAUUGUGUAAUCAUGAGGUGCAAAAAAAAAAUUCAAUUUUUUCCCCCUUCUGCAGGUCACCUUUUAAGUACCUCUAUCUUCUGUAAUCCUAGAAUCAUAGGACUGGAAGGGACCUUGAGAGGUGGUCCUGUCCAGUCCCCUGCACUCAAGGCAGGACUAAUGUAACCCCUACAGCUGCACUAACUGAACCAAAAUUGGUUGUAGACACAGUACUUGGGAAAGACUCAGAGGAUGGCAUUUCUUCAAAUACGCUCACAAAAAGUCACCUGCUAGCCUGAGGACUAACCAAACUUGUCAAAGGCUGCUAGAAAAGCUGCUGGAUGAGGGGGGCAGUUUUCUGCAGUGAGAUGGAAGGAGGAUAAGGUGUAUGGCUUUUGAGUGACUUCUCCCCCCCACACAGCACAAGCAACCACAUGGGAGAACAUACUCUGGGAGAGGCUGACCAAACUGGAGUGAAGAUGGACGUCAACUUCAUUAUGAGAUAGGAGGAGGAAUAGCUCAGGGGUUUUUGAAAGCUUAAAUGAGAGUUUGUGUGGUAGAGAGGAAGCCUAUGCAGGGUUUGAGGGAUUUGGCAUGGCCAGAGCUAUGAUCCAGGGCAAUGAUUUUAGCAGCAGCAUUUUGAGUGGACUUGUCUCACUCAAAGAAUAGUAGGCUGAAAAGAAGUGUGUUUUUUGUUCCCUCCCUAUAGCAGCUGGGCUGCCUGGGUCCCUUUUGUAGUGGGGUAACUAAAAUAUGAACACCUUUAAUGUGUUUAAUGAGAAGCUUUUACAAUGUGUUUGGUCUCCUGCCUGUAAUCCACCAUUUUUUGUUACUGAGGGUGGAGCUGGUUGUACCAAUGAGUGUCUGUUCCCUAUUUGGGGGAAACCAUAAUUUUAAUCGCAAGGAAUUAUAAGUUCUACGUCUAUUUGUAGAAGGAAAAUUAUGCCUACAAACAUCUGAGGCCUACCUGAAAUGAAACACACACAGUACACUGGAUGGGCCCCAUUUAUUUAGAAAACAUUUCUUGCCCUUCUAUAACUAUCAAACCCACAAUUUUAUAUAAUGCAAUGGGCUGUAUGUGAAUGUAAUCAGUACUGUUUUAGAGAAAUUCCCCCAAGCUAUACUUCCUUACAUCAGUCACUUCAUGAAGGAGUCCUGGUAUCUAAAUUGAGGUGUCUGUGAGCAUACAGCAGUCUUCUUAAAUGUGACUUACGUUUUGAAAAAAAUGAGUAAAUAAGAUGGUGCAUUGGCUGCUCCAGCUAACCAGGGCAGGAGGGGACAUUCAAUAAGCUGAUUUUUUUUUUAUAAGCAUGUUACAGGAGUACAAAACAUUAAACCAGAUAAUAUCUCCUAUCAAUGGUCCUUAUGCAGAGAACUGAGCGUAAGCUAGUUCUCAAUUUUUUCCUGUGUGAAGUCAUACACAGGGCAGGGGCAAAACAAUUCUGCACAUGUGCAAAUUCUGAUUGUCCAGGGUUUAAUAUGUUGUCUCAAAUUGCCUCAGUAUGAGGAACUGUGGUAUUAAAUUACAUAAUGACCUGAAAGAUGGAGUGAAAUUAAGUGGUGACAUCUGUGGGCAACACAAAUUUUAGAGUAGCCAGGAUGAUGGAGUGCUACAGUGGAAUGUGAAGAAUUUAACAAACCUAAAUUAGGCCUAAGUGGUUCCCGUGAUUGGUUCAGAACUCUUCAUGUGAAGGCACCACUUUAAAUCCAGCCAGGUCUCUAAUGACCAGGUGUGAUCAGACAGCUGGUUAGUGAGGUGUGUAGGAAACGAGCUCAGUCCAGUUUCUAGUGCACAAGCAUCCACAUUACAGACCCCAGUUAGCACUAAUUGUCUGUCGGGUAAUCUGAGGAACUGAGUGAACAUAGACUUUACUAUCCUUCCUCAUGUAUAGUUGGAGCACUCUGAGGGGAAGCUGGAACUGCUCCCACACCUCAUUUGUCUGACUUAGGCCUUGUCUACACUACAGAGUUUUGUCAUCAAAAGUCAGCUUUCGUUGACAAAACAGUGGAGGUGUACACACCACAAUACUCCUCCCGCCGACAAAACUCUCCUGCUUUGCCGACAAAAUAAAACCACCUUGAUGAGAGGUGUAGAGAUUUUUGCGGCAAAGUUGUAUUGACAAAGUGUCAGUGUAGACGCUGUACUUGGUUAUGUUGCUGUAAAUGGCUUCCAGGAGGUGUCUCACAAUGCCCAUCCUGACCGCCGUUUGAAUGCCACUGCCCUGCACCCAGGUACAUAGAUAUCAGUCCUCCCCACCCCCCAUUUAAAGACCUGGGAAUUUUUAAAAUUCCACUUCCUGUUUGCUCGGCAUGGACAACUCACAUUGCAUCUUCACAGCUGACCAGGGCGGCUUCACGCAGUAAAUGCUCUCCCAUGUAGAGCAUCCCUGAGUUGUUGGAUCUGCUGGCAGUGUGGGGAGAGGAGGCUGCACAGACCCAGCUCUGCUCCAACCAUAUGGACUUUGAUACUUAUGGUCAGAUUUCUCGUGGCAUGUUGGAGAAGGGCUACGAACAGGACACGCAGCAGGGCCAUGUGAAGAUAAAGGAGCUGAGGCCGGUCUACCAGAAGGCAAGGGAGUCAAACUAUCGCUCUGGUGCUGUGCCGAAGACCUGCUGCUUCUAUAAGGAGCUGGAUGCCAUCCUCGGCGGCAACCCUGCUCCCACUGCCAAGAGCCCCGUGGAUACUUUGGUGGGGCUGGAGAUGGCGGAGAGCGGACUCAACCCCGAGGACAAAGUUGUGGAUGAGGAAGUCGAGUUGGAGGAUGAUGUGGAGCACAUAGCAGGGUCGUCUGGUGGCAUGGCAAGCCAGGACCUCUCUUCCGCUCUGGAGGGGUCUAGCCAGUCCCAGCAGCCCGUCUCUGGUGUGCAUGAUGCAGGAGAGGAGAGCUAUGAUGUGGCCUUCAGGGGAACCCCAUACACACCGGCGGAGCAUCUCCGCCAUAUAAGGAAGUGACCAAGCAGGACACUUUCGAGAGGUGCUCCUAUCCUCAGAGGCUGAAAAACAAGAAUGCAAGGUGUGGAGAGAGACUUUAAAAGAAAAUUCUAAAAUUGAGAGGCGGGAUAGAUGGCUAUCCACAGUGUGCUGCUCUCUGUCAAUGUUAGAGCACCAAUUGUGGACCUGCUCUGCUGACAGAAGGAAUGUUGUGUGAACAUGCACAAAUCAUGUCAUUAUAGUGGUGUUCGAUCGUCGGUGUAACUUGCGUUGACAAAACUCUGUGUAGACAAGGCCUUAGUCUUCAAUGCUGCUAGCCCAGCACUUCUAUGAGCAAUGAAACUCAUACUAUUGCUUAAAAAUUGACAACAGGGCUGCAGAUAUGCUUGUCGUCUUGCCCAAGAUAACAAACAUAGGGAAAAACAGAACUGAAUGACAUAAGGGAAUCUGAGCUAGCUUUAACUCCUGCAGGAAAAAGAUGGCUCCCGACAGCUAAGCCAUAUCUGCUCAUUGUGCUGCAAUAGUUGAAGCAAAUAAGAUCGUAAACUUUAUUAGUAUAAAGUAUAAAAUGCAAUGAAUGGUCGUUUAAAAGGGGAUGGUACAUCCCUCAUUGGCUCCAGGUUUGGCAUUCUAAUAAUAGCUUUUCCUUUGUAUUAACGGAAGAUAGAGGGAGUAAGUAAGUGAGGUCUGGACUUCUGGCAAAAGACACAUCUAUCAAUCCUGCCUUUUGAUCAUUCUUCCAGGAGAAUUACUUUGUGUUGUAGAUUUAAAGGGGAGAGACUUAGAAGGGAGGGGGUGGAGAUCUUGCUCAAAUGUAACAUUAUCCCUUUGCUUUUUUGUCCCUAACUCUUCUGGUAUAUGUACACUUAUCUUGAUUUUGUUUAAUUUCACGGUUUCUCAAACAAAAGUUAUCUUUACUUCAAUUUUUCCUGGAAAACUAUUGGUGGUCUCUUGACUAUUAAGCUUGUUGUUGUGAAGUUUUUCUACUUCCUCCCCCCCACCCCCUUUCACCGGUGAAGUCAUCUUGUCUCUUCAGUUUUGGUUAUGUGUCCAAAGUAUGCAUGUACAGAUACAGUAAUGGAAGGUGUCUGGAAUAAGUUAAAUACCAGUCUUGAUAUUGAUGUGAAGAGCAGCUGAGUCCGAACUUGGACUGUCAUCAAUUAAAUAUGUUCUUUCUUAUGAA
This is a messenger RNA of Dermochelys coriacea (leatherback sea turtle), 4750 nucleotides long. RefSeq names its product zinc finger and SCAN domain-containing protein 32-like. The transcript has 4 exons. The record is from RefSeq and is a predicted model, not a curated record. Bases 3091 to 3588 code for a protein of 165 amino acids. Lineage: Eukaryota; Metazoa; Chordata; Testudines; Dermochelyidae.